Aureobasidium vineae is the source of this 576-nucleotide messenger RNA. Lineage: Eukaryota; Fungi; Ascomycota; Dothideomycetes; Dothideales; Saccotheciaceae. The record is from the annotation of a GenBank genome assembly.
AUGGUCCGAUUGAAGCACCGCUACCUGCUCGUCAACAUUCUAUACCCCGACUCGGACACUCCCACAAAGCCCACGACAAGAGACGGACAAGUCCCCGAUGUCGUAUCCUUCCGCCGUCCCUCGUCGGACAAACUCAACGCCCAGCUGCUAGCACGUAUGAUCAGAGAUGGUGUAGCAGAGUUGUUUGGAGAUUAUGGAAGUGGCAUGAUUGCCAGUAGUNNCUUGUUGGUGCUAAAAUAUCUAUCCCCUGCGACUUCUACGGCCAUUGUUCGAGUUUCGCGCGCACAUUAUCGUCUUGUGUGGGCCGCUCUAAGUUUCGUCACUCGUCUACCACGACCCAUCGAUCAAGCCUGUGUCAUUCAGGUUGUCAGAGUAUCUGGAACAAUCCGCAAGGCGGAAGAGGAGGCUAUCAGGAGGGCAAAGGCUGCGAUUCUGCGAGCAACAGCUCAUGGAAAAGGAUCCGACCUUGCACUUGAUAAAAUGCUUGGAAGUGAGGGUGUGGGCAACAACACAAGAGCAGAAGCUUCGAUAAGCAUCGGAAGCGAUGACGACGAAGAUGAGAUGGACGAGGAUUGA